Molecule: messenger RNA, 3340 nt
Organism: Durio zibethinus
Lineage: Eukaryota; Viridiplantae; Streptophyta; Magnoliopsida; Malvales; Malvaceae
Product: protein GRIP-like
Biological process (GO): reciprocal meiotic recombination
Source: RefSeq, a predicted model, not a curated record
GAUGAUAAAUUAUAAUUACUGAAACACCCUUCAUGUGAUCGUGAGAUUCCACGUCUUCUCUCUUCUGCUGUUAAAAAACUGGAAAAUAAAUCAGCAGCACAGGUACAGGGCGGUAAUAGAUGUUCUGCCCUUUACCUCUUGCCCUGAGAGAUCCCAUCUGUUCCCAAUAUCCACAUCCGUCUUACUCUCAAAACUGAAAGUUCCAGUCUUUUCACUUUCUCCACCGAUUUAUUUUUCUUGUUUACAUAAUUUCUUAGCAAAGCAUUGGUUGGACGGAACCUUAUCGAAUCGAUCCCUCUCUCUCUCUCUCUCUCUCUCUCUCUCUCUCUCUCUCAUUCCACAGAUUGCAGCUGAGGUCAGUGGUGCUAUUGUACCAUAGAGUGUGAUAAUGUCUGGGGAGGGAGGCGAGAUUACUCGAGUGCCAGAAACUCAGGUAGAUGAUUCUUUGAAGCCUGAGAGACAAUUGUCUGUAACAAAUGGAAAUCUUUCCAAGGAAAAUGGUGCGGUUGAUGGCAACUUAAGUUCAGAUGACACUCAUGAUCAGCUUUUACAGACAGUUACUGAGCUCAAAUUUGAGAAUGAAUUCCUGAAGUCUCAGCUGGAGAGCUUGAAAAUUUUCCAAUCAGAACAUGAUGGUCCAUCCAAACAAACUAAUGCAACCGGACAGGAAACCGGGAUAUCAUCAGAUGUAAAAGAACUACAUGAAAGGAUAGAAUCUUUGAGCAGAGAACUUAGGGAAGAAAAGCAAACACGAGUUGCAGCAGAGGAGGCUUUAAAGCAUCUUCGAGAGGUCUACUCAGAAGCAGAUGCCAAAGCUCAAGAACUCUCUGGCAAACUUGCUGAAGCUCAACAAAAGUUGGACCAAGAAAUAAAGGAGCGUGAGGAGAAAUACAGUGAGCUUGACUUGAAAUUUAACAGGCUUCACAAGCGUGCGAAACAGCGCAUUCAAGAGGUUCAGAAGGAAAAAGAUGACCUUGAGGCCAGGCUUCAUGAAGUUAAUGAAACAGCUGAGCGAGCAUCAUCUCAACAGUCAGGACUGCAGCAAGAGCUUGAGCGAACACGGCAACAAGCAAAUGAAGCAUUGAAAGCAAUGGAUAAUGAGAGACAGCAACUAAGAAGUGCAAACAAUAAACUCCGAGAUAAUAUUGAAGAAUUCCGCCGUUCAAUGCAACAUAAAGAAGAUGCGCUUGAGGCAUUGCAGCAGUCACUUUUAGAGAAAGAACAGAUGUUGGAAGACUUGCGAGGAUUACUACAAGUUGCAGAUGAAAAAAGGCAAGCUUCACUUGCUGAGCUUGCUGCUAAACAUCAGAAGAAUAAAGAGAGCUUGGAAGCACAAAUCGCUGAUGCUUUAUCCGAUAGAACCAAAGCCACUGAAACAAUUUCUUCGCUGCAGGUGCUAUUGGCAGAGAAAGAGUCUAAGAUUGCUGAGAUGGAUGCAGCUUCAACUGGCGAAGCUGCGCGAUUAAGAGCUGCUGUAGAAUCUAUUAAAGGAGAGCUUUCACACCUCAAACACGAGCAUGAGAAGGAAAAGGAAAGCUGGGAAGCUGCCUCUCAGGCAUUCAAAACAAAACUGGAAAUUACUGAGAGUAACUGCAUUCGUGCUGAAAUAGAAGCUGCUAAAAUUAGAAGUCAACUGGAACUAGAGGCAUCUGUGCAAACCCAGAUACUAAGUACUAAAGAGGCUGAGCUAGCAGCUGCAAAAGAAGAGAUUGGCCGCCUUGAAAGGGAAUUUUCGUCUUAUAAAAUUCGUGCACAUGCACUUCUCCAGAAAAAGGAUGCUGAGCUAGCUGCAGCCAUAGACUCUGAACAAAUAAAAGCACUUGAAGAAGCACUAAAAGAGGUAGAAAGAGAAAUAACAUUGGUAUCUGCAGAAAGGGAUAGCACCCAUCAAAAACUUAAGGAUGUUUUAUGUAAUCAUGAAAAAGAACUUGAAGAAAGAGAUGCAGCACUUGACAAUGCCAAACAGCACAUCAAAAGUUUAGAGAUGAAUCUUGAUUCUGCUAAUGCUCGUCACCAAUCAGAGAAAGCUGCAUGGGAAAUAGACCUUAAAAAUUUGGAAGAAACUUGGCAAUUUAGAUGCGAAGCAUUCCUUGCUGAAAAUGAAGCAUCCUUUAGUGAAGAUAUACAAAAAGAAUUAGAGGAGAUGAAGCUGCGGUAUAAGCAGUUGAAGGAGGAGCAUGCAUCAUUCCGCGACCUUGCUGAUAGAAUGAUUGAGGAUAAGGAUAAAGAAAUUUCCAGACUUUUGGAUGACAACAAGAAUCUUCAACUAUCUCUGGAAUCGAGACCAUUGGCUGAUCACGCUGAGAAUUACAGCAAAGCAGCACAAAAACAAGAUGGUCCGAAUUUAAGCACCUCUGCAGCAGAACAGCAGAUUCUGCUUUUGGCAAGGCAGCAGGCUCAGAGAGAGGAAGAGCUGGCACAAUCGCAGCGACAUAUUUUAGCCCUUCAGGAAGAAAUUGAGGAGCUUGAACGUGAAAAUCGCCUCCACAGUCAACAGGAGGCUAUGCUGAAGGAGGAACUCCGCAACAUGGAAAGAUCAAAAAAGAGAGAAGGUGUUGAUAUGACAUAUCUGAAAAAUGUUAUCCUAAAGCUUCUUGAAACAGGUGAAGUGGAAGCUCUACUACCUGUUGUAGGAAUGCUUCUUCAAUUUAGUCCUGAAGAGAUGCAUAAGUGUCAACAAGCUUACCGCACCUCUACCGAUGUUCCGCCCAGCCCAGCAAAUGAAGCUUCAGGAUCAACCCUCUCUCUUUUCUCAAGAUUUUCAUUUUCAUAAUAUAGAAUUCUUCGGUUGGAUGAGAAAAUCUUCAACAUCUGCUUUCCUGCUUCGGCCACAAUAGGUGUCUGCUCUCUGCCUGUGGAAACUCAAAAGUAUAGCGGUGGCUACAGUAAAAUAUUGUAUUUUUCUUUUUUGUAACAUCAAGUUAUCAAUUACGUAAUGAUUCAGUUGUAAAGAACACUCACGAGGGAGAAUGUGGUAUACUUACAGCAAAAUUCAAAUGCCUUAGCAAAUUAUUUCGGCUCCAUUCAGUAGUAAGCAUGAGUGCUUGACAAAUGUAUUAUUUUUCAUUUUUUUUAAUCCUUGAUUUUCACAAUUCAAUGUAGAGUAAAGCAUGUGGAAGAAACUCAAAUUAUAUAUAGCACUGAUAUUCUGUCUUUCCCCUUGUUUAUAUAUGCUCAUGACAUCCAUCAAAUCAAAGUAUCCUGGCUGCUUAGAUUAACAACCUCCGACAUAAAUUUUUGUUCCGAUUUGCAUCGAACUUGAUCUAAUGCCCUAAGCAAGAGUUUCUUCUUGAUUCUUUGUCUUGAGGUCCGCAACAUCGCAAGUUUUUUUGGAGGGAAU